Messenger RNA from Amorphotheca resinae ATCC 22711, 1485 nucleotides. RefSeq lists its product as hypothetical. The record is from RefSeq and is a predicted model, not a curated record. Gene Ontology annotation, molecular function: GTPase activator activity. Lineage: Eukaryota; Fungi; Ascomycota; Leotiomycetes; Helotiales; Amorphothecaceae. Gene Ontology annotation, biological process: negative regulation of TORC1 signaling; positive regulation of autophagy. The coding region runs from base 93 to 1322 and encodes 409 amino acids. The transcript is spliced from 3 exons. Gene Ontology annotation, cellular component: GATOR1 complex; vacuolar membrane.
GUAGGAAUCAAAUGGCUUCCAAGAUUGAGAAUCUGACCUAAGGAGGCAGCUUUAUAUAAGACUUGAAUUGUUGACCUCCACUGGGCCUCAUCAUGAUACAGGGUAUUUUCUACGCCCGGUUUCUGCCCGAGGAAGGAACAAGAGUCGUUCACCAAAGCCCACCAGGAUGCAUUGUUCCAGAGCCAGAUAUUGACAAGCCUCGCCUGUUUGACUUCGAGACAAUAUCCGAGUACAUCAUCCCGCGACAGGCGUUUUGCAACCGCUAUGUCACAAUCUGUGAGCCCGAAAACAAAUACCGCAUCCUUGGACACCCGGUCUGCAUCGACAACGAGAAGUACAAGCGUAAUGAGUUCAUGUUCAACUUUUGUAUCGUCAUCGGCACCGAGGUUGACAAGAUCCCGUACGAAGCGGUGGUCCGACGCUUGGCGAGUACUUUCACCGAGAUGGAGAUUCAGAAUCAGUUCUUGAGUGAGGAAGGCAUCUCGAAUUCUCAGGAUCGUCGCUCAAUUGCCGCGCUGAUUGAGAUCAUCAAGGAGGAUCUCAAUAACUACAAUGAGUGCAUGAUUCCUGUUGACGAUGCCAAUACUAUAAAUAUGAAGCUCUUUCCAGUCCACAAGCACCCGCCCCCUGUCAAGUCAUGGCAUGUUCCAAUCUCCAAGAUCAAAUUCACCGACAUCAUGGACGACACCUGGGAUCUCACCAUGAGAAAAGUCAUCCACCACAUCGACGGGAUCAAAGACGUGCGGCGCAUUGCGCACGACGCGGACGUUGCUCUCAGCCUGACCAAGAUCGCCCUCCAACACCUCUUAUACUACGACUCGAUCCUAAUGCUCGAUCUCUUCCUCUUCGGCAACAUCUACGCCCCGACUCCGGAAAUCAACGAUUUCAUCGCCGAUAAAGAUGGCCUGCAAAAUGAGUGCGCCAAUUACGUGUACAUCAACGGGCCCCGCCUUCCCAAUUUCUACCUCUGCCGUCUCUUCACCUCCCUCUGCACUAGCCGUACCAUCAAGGAAUGGCUUAAGAUGCAUAUGGAUCAAGGCUUCCCGGUCUUCAAUUACAUCGAUGUCCGGCGCUUCAUCCAGUUCGGGGUAAUCAAGGGGCUGAUAUACCGAGUUCAUAAAUAUGCAGUCUCGUCUCAGUAUAUAGCUUCGUUGGUAAGUGGACAGAGCAUGCCGGUCGAGGGCGGAGAUGUCCUGCAGAAGUACACGGAUGGCUGUCAUUGCUUUGAUCAGAUCAUAACGGAGAAGAACAUGGCAGAUUCUAAGAUCAUGGAGCGCCUGAGAAAAUUCCCCAAGGGAGAUGUGGAGAUUAUCUAUCGGUGAUGGGCUAUGGCUUGGGGUUGGCGUUUGGGAAGGGUGCGUUUUGGGGCUAAAAAUGAUAUCCCUUUUGGUUCGGCGUCUGAGCAAUUUGAAAAAGUACUACUAUGAAUUGUAAUUGGAUAUGGAUAAAUUGACAGGUAAUACCAAAAAAAAAGUAUUCUCUCCG